AUGGACGGGGAGCAGUACGAGUUUCCGUUCCUACAGGAAGUUUAUACCCCACACGAUGCUGCAAAAGUCGACUUCGUUUUUGUUCAUGGGCUGAAUCCUCGUGGUCGGAAUGAUCACCCUUUCGAGACAUGGAGGCAUGCGAACGGCAAGUUCUGGCCGACGGAUUUCCUGGCCGAAGACAUGCCGUUCGCUCGCGUGUUUGUUUAUGGUUAUAACUCCAAUAUCACCAACGCUCAAACUAUGUCGACGGCCAGCAUCAAGGACCAUGCGAACACACUUUUGAAUCUUUUGGAUAUGGAGCGAGACCCCUCGAUGUAUUCAUUGCCACCGAAGAUCAUUUUUAUUGGACACAGUCUCGGUGGCUUGGUUAUAAAGCAGGCACUUCUCAAUGCAAAGGAGGACCCCAAGUACAACUCUAUCCGCACAGCUACAUCUGGGCUUGUCUUCUUUGGAACUCCGCACCGAGGCGCGAAAGCUGUUGAGCUGGGAAAGAUCGCGGCUAGGGUAGCGCGAUUUAUCUCAAAAGGCCAAGCUAGCAAUGACCUUCUUGAUUGUUUGGAACACAACUCCCUCUUCACGCGACAAAUGUCCGAUCGAUUUCGACACCAGCUAGAGGACUACCGCGUUGUCAGUUUCAUUGAGGGAAAGGAAGUCCAAAUCGCAGGUGUGGGUCCGGCAUCUCUCAGCCAUUUGGUCGUGGACGAAGAGUCCGCCGUCCUGGGUCUUUCUGGAUUGCGCGAAACCCAACUAAAGCUCGAUGCAGACCAUUCGCAGAUGUGUAAGGUAGCAGCCCGGGGUCCCAUGUACAAGCUCAUUAAGGGAAACAUCAAACAAUUAGUUGACCAGGCUAUGCUGGCGGAUCAAGGAUUUAUCCCUCAAGCGACACCUCAUCCGGCAGCAGGUCGAUCCCCGCCUCCGGUACCACCUCGCAUGCAUUCCAACAGCAGUACACCAUAUGCACCCCCUGGACGAUCCAGUGAGCCGGCACAGAGAAUAACGGGGACAAUAUUUGUUGCUCUGGAUAGGGACCCCCGAUCUAUAAGGUCUGCAGAAUUGAAAAACGUUGCGAAAUGGGAAGAAGCUCGGAAGAUCGAUUAUGAGGUCUUCCAGGAAUAUCUCAGAACGCUUGGUGCAGAUCAUAUCAGCACCUUGACCAUGGGAUAUCAGUUGGCGGAAGUAGAGCUAGAAGGAAGCUACGUCGCCAAAGCAAUCGAAUGGGGCCAGUGGGUAUCCGAGAAUGCGCAGCGGGUAUUUGGAACGCGACAUGCAUUAUCCAUGAAGACAGAGAGCCUGAUGGCCGAAAUUAUCUGUGCCAAGGGCAAAUAUUCAGAAGCUGAGUCGAUUUGUGCAAACGUGCUAGCUCGACAACAAAUGACAAUCGGCGAAGACCACUUCGACACCUUGGAAACGCGUCGCCGAUUGGGUAUGGCAUACAACGGGCUAAAUCGACGAGAGAACGCCCUCAUGACCGCAGAAAAGAUCACGGAGACCUACAAACGUCUGUUAGGCGAUAAUCACAUCAGAGUAUACGCUGCUAUUCUGGACACGCUCGAAUGGGUCCUCUAUAAUCACACGGAAUCCACCUAUGUCACGAUCCACCUGCAACCCGAUGUGAGACAAGCAGUGGAUAUCCUCCCAAGCGUUCACGAGGAGCUCAAAUCCGCUCUAGGACAGGUGCAUCCAGUCACCAUCCGGGCCCUUUCGCUUGUAGGCCGAGGAUUGACGCGCGCACAACAAACCGUCGAAGCAUCUGAGACACUCCGUCGAGCCCUCGCGCUUUCCGAGGAAGCCUUUGGCCCCGACCACCCCCAGACAAUGGAUGUUGUCAGUAGCAUCGGAAUUAUGUAUAUGUUCCAGGGGCCUCAGUACAUGAUUGGCGCGAACACGAGGGCCGAGGCACGUCCAUGGUUGGCUCGCUACCUUGAAUGGACGGAGCGGCGCAGGGGCAUAGAUAACCCAGAAACGCAAAUCAUCCUAGAGAUGCUUGGCAAUGUGCACUUCCAAGCGGCGGAGUACGCACCCGCGCAAAAAUAUUAUGAGCGUGCGUUGGCUGCUUAUGGGGGGACAAGUUCGACUGUGACGCAGCGGAUCAGUACUAAUCUGCAAUUGUGUCGGGCUAAUACCAUGUUUACCAAUCGUGGUACGACAGGAAUCGGAGGGUUUCUGUCCUCUCUGCAGCGGUACUAG
This is a messenger RNA of Penicillium pulvis, 2187 nucleotides long. RefSeq names its product LipA and NB-ARC domain protein. Gene Ontology annotation, molecular function: protein binding; hydrolase activity, acting on ester bonds. The record is from RefSeq and is a predicted model, not a curated record. The transcript is spliced from 6 exons. NCBI's taxonomy places the organism in Eukaryota, Fungi, Ascomycota, Eurotiomycetes, Eurotiales, Aspergillaceae. Bases 1 to 2187 code for a protein of 728 amino acids.